AUGGGAGGCCGUGAAUCUUCAAGUGUAGAUAUUGAAGAAGUUGUUGAUCAGCCUACCGAUCAACAGCUUCUUCAAUAUCUGCAUUGGAAGAUUCAUGACCUCCCGUAUUUCACAGAUAUAGUCUUCGACUGCAAUCUCUAUGGAGGAAUAGAGCCAUGGAAAAUCUGGCUACGUUUUGGAGGCAUCGACGGCGAACGUCUCUAUUUCUUCAUCAAACUCAAGAGGUCCACCAAUAACUCUGGACGUUUGUCAGCGCAUAUCAACCGUAAGGUCGGCUUGGCCAACGGUACAUGGAGUGGCGAGAACCUGGUCAAAUCGAUUUUUGCUACCAAGACCGAUAAACAAAUAAUCGGCUAUCGCAAGUGCUUCAGGUACGAGAAUGUCCAAUUGUCGGAGCAUCAUGGCGAAUGGAUUAUGCAUGAAGAUUCGAUACACCAAGUUGAAGAUUCGAAUUACGUUUUAUGUCGACUUAGCAAGAAUGAAAGACUUAAAAGAAAAUUAGGAAAAAAUCUUGAGUUGCAGCGACAUAGCAAGAAAAGAAUAACGAGGCCUGAAUCGACCAUUGAACAAGACACUAUGUCUGAUGUGACCAUGGAUGAAGAUAUGAGUUCAUAA
Cucurbita pepo subsp. pepo (vegetable marrow) is the source of this 615-nucleotide messenger RNA. Lineage: Eukaryota; Viridiplantae; Streptophyta; Magnoliopsida; Cucurbitales; Cucurbitaceae. The record is from RefSeq and is a predicted model, not a curated record.